Acanthochromis polyacanthus (spiny chromis) is the source of this 4369-nucleotide messenger RNA. RefSeq names its product disintegrin and metalloproteinase domain-containing protein 12. The record is from RefSeq and is a predicted model, not a curated record. The transcript has 23 exons. Gene Ontology annotation, biological process: proteolysis. Gene Ontology annotation, molecular function: metalloendopeptidase activity. Lineage: Eukaryota; Metazoa; Chordata; Actinopteri; Pomacentridae. The coding region runs from base 435 to 3320 and encodes 961 amino acids.
GAGCGGCUUUAGGACCCCGCGGAGCGCGUCAUUGAAGCACAUGGUCCCUACUCAUAAGACAACACUUCUCGCCAGUAAUUGCCCAUGGAAUUGAUGUCAUUCCAGUGGGCGACUGACACAGCGGCGGCUCCUGCUAUUUGUCAAUGUUUUCGUCCUUGAUUCCUCCCUCAUUCCUCACUUUUUGUGCGCGAAGCAGCCUCCGACUUCUUUGAAUGGGGGGGUGAAAGUGCGCGGAGUUGGAUCAGCUGUCAUCGGGAUUUCCCUCAAGCACGGCUCAUAUCUUGCCGCUUGAUCAUAUUUCAGGAAGUCUGCUUCUUCUAUUUUUUUUAUUAUUUUGGGGAGGCUCCUGCACAUCAGCUGUUGUCGGACUGUGAUUGUAUGAUGGUUGCGCCGCAGUGAAACAGUUGGCCGGUACCAGUCCACGCUUCAUCAUCAUGAACCCCGACAGCCGGUGUCUGAAGUUUGUUAUUUUGGCAGCACUUCAGGCUUUAACUGUCUCUCUGUCGGUGUGUGACAGGGUGAUCUCCAGAUCUGUGGAAGGGAGUCUUUUGAGCACGAGUGUUCAACACAGACCAAAGCAGAAACACUAUGGGACUACUGUACCUCUGCAGCUCGUUGGACAAGACUGGAAACCAAUCAGCCAGCUCAAAUCCCAGAGCCACCCUGCAUCACUGAAGCUCCUGAUUGAGGCGGAAGGUGAGCAGCUGCUCCUGGCUCUGGAGAAAAAUGAGGGGCUGUUUGCAAGUAACUAUACAGAAACCCAUUACCUGGAAGAUGGCAGCGCGGUCACAGGCCCUCCCAACUUCACGGCAAACUGCUACUACCACGGUGAGGUGGAGGGUCAUGUCAACUCGGAUGUCAGCCUCAGUACCUGCGCUGGGAUUAAGGGUUUUAUAUCUCUUGGAGGCAGAUCUUACGUACUGGAACCUCGUGCUGAUCACUCUGAUGGGACUCACUGGAUCUACACAGCUGAACACCUCAAUUUUGCCCCUGGCACCUGUGGCCAUGAUUUCAACAUAUCCUAUCCCACUUCGAAUGCAGACAGCAGUCCAUUCAGGGCCUUCAGCACAAGGCAUAAACGCCACGUCCAGACGACGACCAAGUACGUGGAGCUGAUCAUCGUGGCUGACAACAGAGAGUUUCAGAAGCAAGGAAAGGACAUGGAGAAGGUCAAGCAGCGGCUGGCAGAGAUCGCCAAUUACGUGGACAAGUUCUACAGGGCUCUGAAUAUCCGAGUGGCUCUGGUGGGCCUGGAGGUGUGGAGCGAUGUGGACAAGUGUCCCAUCACCCAGGACCCCUUCACCACCCUGCACGAAUUCCUCGACUGGAGGAAGGUCAAGCUGUUGCCUCAGAAGCCACAUGAUAACGCCCAGCUGAUCAGUGGGGUGUAUUUCCAGGGCACCACCAUUGGCAUGGCUCCCAUCAUGAGCAUGUGCACAGCGGAGCAGUCGGGAGGAAUCGUAAUGGACCAUUCGGACAACCCUCUGGGCGCUGCAGUCACUCUGGCUCAUGAACUUGGGCACAACUUUGGAAUGAACCAUGACACACCAGAACGGGGGUGCGGGUGCAGAGUUACAGUGGACCGAGGAGGCUGCAUCAUGACUCCCUCCACUGGGUAUCCAUUCCCCACGGUGUUCAGCAGCUGCAGCAAGAAGGAUCUCACGGCCAGUUUUGAGAAAGGCGUCGGGAUGUGUUUGUUCAACAUGCCAGAGGUCAAAGUGCUCUAUGGUGGGCAGAAAUGUGGCAACGGCUACGUGGAGGAGGGCGAGGAGUGUGACUGCGGAGAGCUGGAGGAAUGUGUGAAUCCCUGCUGCAAUGCUACUACCUGCACUCUGAAAGGGGACGCUGUGUGUGCACAUGGACAGUGCUGCCAGGACUGCCAGCUGAAGCUAGCAGGCACACCAUGCCGUGAAUCCAGCAACUCCUGCGAUCUGCCAGAGUUCUGCACCGGCACCAGCCCUCACUGCCCCUCCAACGUCUACCUGCACGAUGGCCACGCCUGCCAAAACGUGGACGGCUACUGCUAUAAUGGCAUUUGCCAAACUCACGAGCAGCAGUGCAUUACACUGUGGGGCCAAGGAGCCAAGCCAGCUCCGGGCAUCUGCUUUGAAAGGGUGAACUCAGCAGGAGACCCUUAUGGCAACUGUGGCAAGGACUCGAAAGGGUCCUUUGCCAAAUGUGAAGCACGAGAUGCUAAAUGUGGCAAAAUCCAGUGUCAAGGAGGAGCUAACCGCCCAGUAAUUGGUACCAAUGCUGUUUCCAUAGAAACAAACAUCCCCCUGCAGGAAGGGGGAAGGAUACUGUGUCGAGGUACACAUGUCUACUUGGGUGAUGACAUGCCCGACCCCGGCCUGGUCCUGACGGGGACCAAGUGUGGAGAUGGAAUGAUGUGCCUGAAUCGUCAGUGCCAGAAUGUCAGUGUUUUUGGUGUGCACGAGUGCGCAGCCAAGUGCAGCAGUCGAGGGGUGUGCAACAAUAACAAGAACUGUCACUGUGAGGCUCACUGGGCGCCUCCCUUCUGUGACAAGACGGGUUUUGGAGGGAGUGUGGACAGUGGACCCAUCCGACUGGCAGACAGUGGGAAUCUGACGGUUGGCAUCCUGGUGGCUCUCCUCACCGUCCUGGGAGCUGCUCUCAUCAUCUGCAUCAAAAGGAAAACUCUGCUGGGCCUGCUGUUCACCAGCAAGAAGAACCCAAUCGAGAAGCUCAGAUCUGUAAGCGCUUCAAUCAGCGGACCGUUGCCUCCUACCCAGCCUCCUCCUGCGAGCACGACGUCUCCAUCUCGACCGGCGCCGCCUCUGCCACCCAGUGCCACCAUCUUCAAGCCUCCUCACCGGGGGCCGGAGUCGGGGCUCCCACCGGCCCCCUAUCCUUCCCACAGUCUGCGCCGGCUGCCCCAGUGCCCUCCAGUUCACCUCAGCCACCCGGUCCCCCUGUCCCUCACCCUGUCCCUCUCCUCCCCCGGCCCCUCCCAGCCGAGACCCCCGGUACCUCCGCCUCACCGCGCCCCUCCUCCUCACAUCCACGUGGCGUCCAGGGGGGCGUCGUUCCGCAGUGCGUCACACCACAACUCCUGCAGGAUGGUCAUGGAGUUGGAGAAGCCCAGUCCUCCUCAGAAACCUCUACCUGCAGAUCCGAGGAGCUCUCGACUGGUGCGAAGUCCCUCCGUGGUGCAGGGCCACACUGUAAUCCAGGGGCCUUCUGCACCAAUCCCCCGACCAGUGCUGCGUCCCGUCCCACAUCCCAACAGGUCGAGUCCCAAGCAGCCUCCAACUCUACCAAAGCCUUGCAUAAUCGCCAACGUCAAAUACAGCAGCUGAGACUUUGGCCACAAGGGACAUUGUUGUGAUGAAAACACACAUGGAAAACUAUUUUUUGCACUAUGAAAACUCUGAAAACCUUAAAAAAGAUGGUGGCUUCUGCGAGUUUUUGACUCCGCAGAUCUGCCGUGUCCCUUUUGGUGCUCUGUCUCUGAAUGGUGCUACGAGUCUGAGCUCAGGUACAUGUAAAGUAUUUAUAUUGUGUAUUUAUUGCCACGCAGUGCACUGUGCCAGACACUUUUACUACACGGUAGCAACUUUUGAAUUUUUUGAUUAGCUGUUUUAAUUUCUCUUUUUAUUUUUUCAUAUCAACUGAUUUAUGAAGGAGAAUGACUGGAGACUUAAAAAAAACAAACACGAUCUGUGAAAUUGCGAUUGCAGGAAUGUUUUUGUGUUUUAAUGAAGGGAACUCUUCACAUUAUAGUUUUGUUCUGUACAUGGAGAAUUUAAAUGUGCAAUGACAGAUGAGAGCUUCAGACAGCAUUUCGGAACCCUGUGGGGCUUUAUUUUCUUGAAGGGUGAUGUUCUCGGUAGCAAGUUUGAGCCAGUCUGACGAGGCUUGAAACAACCACAGAGGAAAGAUUUUCAAAAAAAGAAGUGGUAUCACUGCAUCGGUUGUGCGAUUUCUUCUGCAAUCAGGCUGGUUUUUCAUUAACGUUACGGAAAGGUAACAAACCGAAUUGUGAAAUGCCACUGGUUUGCCAUUUCCUUUUCAUUAACAAGACCCAGGAAGCUUACUUGAGGGAUGUGAGGUAUGAACCGAACACAGAUCUGAAAAUGAGAUGAAGGAAGUUUUCAUCCCUCGGAGAACUUCUCGGAAAUAUUUGCUCUGCUAAAGGUCAUGCGUGUUCUCCGUAUUUCCCCUCUUCGCCUGUUUACACCGAGGACUCUGAUUAAAUCAUGGAAUCGCUGAGGACUUUCUUAAAGCUGUACUCACAUGUAAACACUCGCUGUCUGGCUACAGUACUCAUAAGAGGAUUUUAAAUCGUGUUUUUCUGACAGGAAAUGACAUUUCUUGUGGCAGUUGUUCAUUUUCUAGUUUUUUUUUU